Messenger RNA from Epithele typhae, 501 nucleotides. Its product is annotated as AP complex, mu/sigma subunit. Gene Ontology annotation, biological process: vesicle-mediated transport; protein transport. The record is from RefSeq and is a predicted model, not a curated record. Gene Ontology annotation, cellular component: AP-1 adaptor complex; intracellular membrane-bounded organelle. NCBI's taxonomy places the organism in Eukaryota, Fungi, Basidiomycota, Agaricomycetes, Polyporales, Epitheliaceae. The transcript is spliced from 7 exons. The coding region runs from base 1 to 501 and encodes 166 amino acids. Gene Ontology annotation, molecular function: clathrin-cargo adaptor activity.
AUGAUCAACUACAUGCUCCUUGUGUCUCGUCAAGGCAAGGUCCGUCUUGCCAAAUGGUACACCACGAUGCCUCAGAAGCAGAAAGCGAAGAUCGUCAAGGACGUCACACAGCUCGUUCUGGCACGCCGGACCCGCAUGUGCAACUUCCUGGAGUACAAAGACACGAAGGUGGUGUACAGGCGAUACGCGUCGCUCUUCUUCGUCGCCGGGAUCAGUGCGGCGGAUAACGAGCUUGCCACUCUGGAGAUCAUCCACCGCUAUGUCGAGGUGCUGGAUCGGUAUUUUGGCAAUGUCUGCGAGCUUGAUCUGAUCUUCAACUUCCAGAAGGCGUAUGCGAUCCUGGAUGAGCUCAUUAUCGCCGGCGAGCUUCAAGAGUCUUCAAAGAAGUCUGUGUUGCGAGUGGUCACGCAAGCAGACAGUAUUGAGGAGCAGGAAAACAGCGAGGAUACCAUGGCAAGACUGGGCAGUCUGGGAUCGAGCCUGACAUCACGGGGAUCAUAG